Molecule: messenger RNA, 2493 nt
Organism: Cydia splendana
Lineage: Eukaryota; Metazoa; Arthropoda; Insecta; Lepidoptera; Tortricidae
Gene: dock
Product: SH2/SH3 adapter protein dreadlocks
Exons: 9
Coding region: 550-1749 (399 amino acids)
Biological process (GO): signal transduction; cell migration
Molecular function (GO): signaling adaptor activity; receptor tyrosine kinase binding
Source: RefSeq, a predicted model, not a curated record
AAGUAAGAUAAAGAAAGACAAUAAAAUAAAUAGUACUCACUAUCAAACGUUAUCAUAAAAUAUUAAUAAAUUUACACGAGUCAAACAACUUUCUAAAAAAAACAAAAGUGCUGCAUUUUGUCAAUGGUAGUUGAGAAAAUUGCGAUAAAAAAACUUUUCUUGUCUAUUGAUUCAUCCAUCGUUGCCCCACCGACUGAUGUGAAAUUUUCUUGAUAAAUUCUUUAAUUUAUCGUUUUAUAAGAAAAUUCUACUUAGAGUUAACGAAUAGACUAACGGGGCAAUCGUUAAAUUCAACCAAAAUAUAGACUCGUGUCGCAAAACGACUUAAACCCUCUUCCUGUAUGUCACCUGUGCGUUCAUCGGGCGACAGCUUUCGAUCGGUUUCGCACGUCCUACAAUAAACAAUAGUUUGUUUUUGCGGCGUAUUCACGCGGGCGAUCGAUCGCGUGCGGUGUUGUGCAGUGGUAAUGGUCGGUGCAGUGGCAGCGGAGGCGGAGAUGCAUCAGUGAAGGGAAGGAGCGCUAGCAGCAGGGCUCGCCAGGGACUCAGAUGUUGGAGACGCGAACCGCGCGCGCCGCAGACUCGGUGUGGGCGAGCAAGCCGCUGCCGGCGCCGCACGCCAUGGCCAACCCGAGACAUGGGAAAAACGCUCAGGAGGACGUGUGCUACGUGGUCGCGAAAUACGACUACGCAGCGCAGGGCGCCCAAGAGCUCGAUCUCCGCAAGAACGAGCGCUACCUCCUUCUCGACGACUCGAAACAUUGGUGGCGUGUACAGAAUGCGCGCUCCCAGUCGGGCUACGUACCUAGCAACUAUGUCAAGAAGGAAAAGCCUUCGCUCUUUGACAGUAUUAAGAAGAAAGUGAAAAAAGGCUCCGGUUCCAAGACGCUUCCCUCUAACAGCUCUCCAGUCCGCGGCGGCACCGAGUCGCCCGGAGCGAGGCGCGUCGCAGAACCCACGGAGGCAUUAGGGACCGCCGUCGUUAAGUACAACUAUCAAGCGCAACAACCCGACGAGCUGUCGCUCACCAAAGGGACCAGGAUCCUGAUCCUGGAGAAGAGCAACGAUGGCUGGUGGCGGGGGCAGUACCAGGGGCACACUGGAUGGUUUCCGUCGAACUACACGAGCGAAGAGGGCGACGCCGAGGACCCGGUCCACACUUACGCUAUGGCGGAGAACGUUCUAGAUAUUGUUGUGGCAUUAUACUCGUUCACAUCGAACAACGAGCAAGAGCUGUCGUUCGAGAAGGGCGACCGGCUGGAGAUCGUGGAGAGACCGCCCUCCGACCCCGAGUGGUACCGCGCGCGGGACUCGCGCGGCCGCCAGGGGCUCGUGCCGCGCAACUACCUGCAGGAGCUCGCCGACUACCUCGCCAUGCCCUACAGCGAAGCGACGGAAGGCGGUCGAGCCGUGGCCGGCACGGGCGCUGCAGGCCGAGCCUGGUACUACGGCGCCAUCACGCGCACGCAGUGCGACACGCUGCUCAACCAGCACGGACACGACGGCGACUUCCUCAUCAGAGACUCCGAGACUAAUGUCGGUGAUUUCUCAGUAUCCCUAAAAGCUCCGGGUCGUAACAAGCACUUCCGCGUCCACGUCUCCGGUUCCCUGUACUGCAUCGGACAGCGCAAGUUCCCCACGCUCGACCAGCUGGUCGCACAUUAUCAACGGGCACCCAUCUACACCAACAAGGCGGGCGAGAAGCUGUACCUCGUGCGGCCGCUGCCGCGCGCCGACCCGCCCUGCUGAGCCGCCACCGCCACCGCCACCGCCACCGCCACCGCCACCGCCACCACCACCAACACCACCACCAACACCGCCACUCUACACUGGUAGCCGCCAUGCCAUUAUACAGGCUUUACUUUAAACUAUUUACUUACACUCCUAAACACCCAACUUUACUGUUUCGCGAACUGUUUGCAUUGAUCCGAAGUUAACUGUUUUCAUAUCUGAUUAUAUUAGUAAAUCUAAAUAAAACGACGCUUUUAAAACAUCCCUAAACAGAAUGCGAAAAAAAAUUACAAUGGCGGUACCGAGCGAGGCGAAUACUAUAAUUAACUUUAGAUACCGUAAUGAAAUUACUGACAUUCGACGCUUCCUUUACUAAUAUUCCUCAUUUCAUUCAAAGUCAAUUUGUAAACAAUAUUCAUUCCAGUAAACUGUAAAAUUAAGCUUAACAGGGCCUUAUGUAAAAAAAUAUUAAUCGCUCUGGCUUGGUUUUAAAAAUAUGAUUGUUUUAAAAGUAUUUAUACUUGCUACAAAAGUUGUAUCAAUCAAAAACAAUUCAGUUUGAUAGUCAAGUCAUGACAUAUAUAAUAUUAUUAUUUGUGCCAUUAGAAAGGCUCCUUAUUCCAUAAAAAUAAAAUCUGACCUAGUAACAGACAUAAAUUUUGAAUAACAAGGCCCUGUUAAAUUUAACUAUAGCUACCUUGAACGAUUAACAUAACGUCAAAUUGCGAAUUUUCCCAGUAUUUCAUUGUUUUCAAUGAAACA